CACACUGAGAUGGCAUGAUACCAAUCACAAGUGAACACUGAAAUGCAGAUUAGAGGGCGCUGUGGACUCCAAACGUGAUGGCCAGUUUGCGCCUGUGGUUGCAGCUGAAUGGGUCACCACUGAGAUGAGUGUGCCAUGCCGUAGUUGCCUUGCGGCCUAACACAGCUUGCCGUCGUCGCCGUCGUCACUGUUGCUCGGCUGCAGAAUGGAGGAGCUGUUCAGAAGCCUGAUACGAUUGAACACGGCUGUUCAGCGCGACACUGAGCAACUGACAGAGGUCACCUACCUACUGACACAGACACUGGCUUCUACCGAUAAAUCUACAGUAGAUAUUGCAUCCGUCUAUGCCCGUAACCUUGAUGUGCUUCUGUUUACCUUAGAGAGUGCGCGAGAGCUCGUCAUCGUGAAGAAUGUAGUAACGAUCCUGCACCACAUGCUGUGCGUCAAACCACGUAUAGGGGGCGCUGUCAGCAAGGUGAGCUUGCGAAGUGCGUCGCGAUGUUUGCUGAAAGUGUUGGUGUAUCUUGUCAAUGAACUAGAGCCAAUCAAAAUAGAGCUAUUGAGCACCAUGUACGUUAUCAUCACGAAGCUUUCUGUUGUUGAUAAGAAGCUGCCAGUGAAGGCAAGACUGCAAGGUGCCCUCCCAGUGACAGUAAAGGUGAUGCUGCUGCCCUCUGUCAAUGUAAAGCUUCUACUGCCUCUCGUCAAAGUUCUCAGGAUAUUUGCCGCAAGCUCGGUGAACGUAGCUGAGCUUGGCCGGAGUGGGGCAGUGGUGGCGCUCGUGCAGCUGAUACAGGGCAUGGGCAGGAAACACCCGACCCUGCAGCAGAUCAGCCUAGAGGUGCUCAUGAUGCUCUUAAAGUCUAAAAAGAAUUUACGUCGCGCGGUGGCGGCCGGCAUACCGAAGGCGUUGCUCGACUUUUUCCUGGACUGGCAGGGGCAGGAUAGCCGCAGCAAACACAUCAAAGAGCAGAACUGCUUGCUCACCAUGCUGAAGCAGUUUUCUGUCAACAAGCCAGGCAGGAGGGCGCUCGUGGAGGCCGGAGUCGUGCCACGUCUGUACGCGGCCUGCCAGCGCAUGUCCGCUGCCCGCGCUGAGCUGAUGCCCACAGCCAGCGUCGUGCUGCGCAAGUGUCUGCCCUGCAACCGCCUGCCCCUCCACGGCACCGAAACCAGCAUCUAUACGUUCAGCUUGCCCGUGAUCGAGCACGAUCCCGACUGCUGCUGCUACGCGACAGGAGAAGAUGUGGAUGAGGAGAGCAGUAAGCAGAGCCAGGGGUUGCUGGCACAGCCCGAUCUCACAGUAGACGUCGCGCAGACAUGUCGGCUGAGCUGUGACAUGCUGGACAGCAGCAGCACCGAGGAGUUCUUCCCGGAGCUGCACGACUUCCCCAGCGUGACGCUAGUGACGGACAUCUCCGGCCUGUGUGGACAGGUGAAGGGCGCCUCCUUGAAUGGCAGCAGCGGAGCGCACUCCGAGUCUGCGUUCGUGGCGAACGCCGCCGAGGCGACGGCGGGCUGCGACGCGACUGGCGCUGCCACCGCGGGGUCGUGCGGAUCUAACAACGUGCAGGACGGCAAAGAAGACCAGGGCAGCAGCGCGGAACCGGGUUCCACGGAGGGCUGGUGCAGAGAGUUGCCGGCACCCAGUGCUGACUACUGUGACGAAGCUCUAAGGAGCUAUCACUCGGCCUACCUAGCAUGCGCCAGCCGGACGGCGUCCGUGGGGCGAUGGAACACCGUUCCGUAUCCGGACCUCUGUCCCGUGUGGACGGCGCCGAUUCAGUACGAACAUCUGUCGCAGAACACGGACGACGUGAAGAGGCGUAAGCUUUUAGAGGACAUCAGCAGGACAGUUCACCCAGCAUCUGUCAUGGACAAGCUUGUAUACAGUCUGGACGACGUGGCUGAACACACAGCCAGUGCCCGCAGGAGCAACUCCCUAACCAACACCGACGAGUUCCAGACAGACGGCGAGUAUCCACCAUCAGCCGACCAUCUGCUGUUCAACUCACAGUUUGAGAGUGGCAACCUGAGAAUGGCAAUACAGGUGCGUCCGUACGAGUAUGACUUGGUGCUGGGAUCAGACAUCAACAGUAACAGGCACCUGCAGUGGUUUUACUUCAGUGUCAGUCAGAUGGAGGCAGCUGCACCGUACAGGUUCAACAUUGUCAACUGUGAGAAGAGCAACAGCCAGUUCAACUUUGGCAUGCAACCGGUGCUGUUCUCGGUGAGGGAGGCGGCCCUGAGCAGGGUAGGCUGGGUGCGCGCGGGCACCGACAUCUGCUACUACAAGAACCACUUCACGCACAUGCCGACGUCCGGCAGCGGUUGCCAAACCAAGCUGCACUACACGGCGACCUUCACGCUGACCUUCCCGCAUCCCGGCGACGUGUGCUACGUUGCUUACCACUACCCCUACACCUACAGUCUGCUGCAGACUCAUCUACAGCAGUGGGAGGCCGUGGCCAGUCGUGCAGACGUUUACUUCAGAAGGCAGGUCCUGUGCCGCACUCUAGCGGGAAACGACACCCACGUUGUCACCAUCACCGAAUCGAGCCAAGAAAUAUGUCCAGCUGAUAGUCGUAAGUAUGUGAUGCUGAGUGGGCGGGUACAUCCCGGGGAGUCGAACGCCAGCUGGAUGAUGAAGGGGACGAUCGAUUACCUGCUCAGUCCUCAGGCGGCACCUAUCCGGCAAAUGUACAUCUUCAAAAUAGUUCCCAUGCUCAAUCCGGACGGAGUCAUCAACGGAAAUCACAGAUGUUCGCUGACCGGGGAAGACUUGAACAGAAAGUGGUCGAACCCGUGCCCGGUGCUGCACCCUACCGUCUACCACACGAAGCAGCUCGCACGCUUCAUGGUGGCCUCUGGCAAGCCUCCGCUCGUCUUCUGCGACUAUCACGGACACUCGCGCAAGAAGAACGUCUUCUUGUUCGGAUGCAGCGGGCGAGAUUCGUGGCGAGACGAGGAUGCGAUAAACUGCGCCGAUGACAAAUCUUACUUGUCGCUGCCCGUGCUUCUACACCAGAGGGCGCCGUCGUUUAAUCUCGGGGACUGCAGCUUCAGCAUUGAGGACAACAAGGAGACGACAGCUCGCGUCGUCAUGUGGCGAGAGAUGGGCAUCUCACGCAGUUACACGAUGGAGAGCACCUACUGUGGAUGUGACCAAGGACUUUACCAGGGCUACCACGUGGGCGUGCGGGAGCUGGAGGAGAUGGGAGCGAAGCUGUGCGAAGUGCUGGAGCAGCUUCCGCACGCGCUCGGCACCAACGACCACCUGCUCAGCAAGACUCUCAACAUCCUCGACAGCGAAGACACUCUGUCGGAGGAAGAUGGCGCCAGCGGGGACGAGUUGUCAUCCGUCGGGAGUGACGUCACGGAGAGGACCGCGGAUAUGGACAGACAGGAGGCGUCGACGUCGACGCAGUGAUAGCGAGUGUAUGGCGUGAGUGGAGCAGCUGGAGUGGGUUGGGUGAUAGCGCAGAGCAGAUGGACGGGGUUGGCUGGUGAGAGAGACAGAGGUGCUACGAAGGCGUGCGUGUCUUGAGGGUUGCAGCGCACGUUGCGAGUUGGCGUUGACGUUAUUUAUUCCUGCACAUUUAUUUGUUUACGCUGUGGGUGCGGUGGAUCAAUCUAUACAGGGACCACUGGUGGUCGUAGGCACAGCAGCACGUGUAUAGCUAUGACCAGAGUAACGAUAAAGACUUAUCUUUAAAGGAAACACUUCGUUUUAUUAAUCACAGAUGUUUAUUGUGGGUAGAGAGAGAGCGUGUCUGGUCCGUCCAAUGAAUAUUACUGUCAAAUGGGCGAUGGUAAUAUUGCAAAUGUGUAAAAUUGUAUAUGAACAUAGUGUUGGCUAUAUAUUGUUAUACUAAUGAUUCGUAUUCUGUAUUACUGUAUACAUUUAUCCUGCAUAAUAUAGUCACGCAGGAAUGAUUGAUACAUACGUGUCGUAACGUCAACCGUAUUCAUAUGACGUGUCUGUAUCGUUUUUUUUAAUUGUUUAUUUAUUUAUUUAUUUAGGCAAUUAUCCAUCAUAUACAAUACAUAGCAUACUUUUACAAUAAAAUUCUGAAUUCAUAAAAUUGGAUAACUACCAAGGAUAUAUGCACAAAAAGCAUGACUAGCACACUUAUUUACAUUGUGGUCCUGGGAACGAUCUCCGGUUACCGGUUAGCGGUUACUGGUUAACGUUACCAGUUCACAUUGUAUUGUAAAAACAGAGUUAACACUCGAAAUACAAAUAAAUCGUAUUAUAGAACCAUGAGUAAAUAACCUCUUUGAGAUUGUUUACCCCUGAUAUAACCAAUUAUAUAUUUUAUUCGACAUGUGCUCACUUUGCUGUUUUUCGUUUCUAUAUUUAUUUAACGUUUUUUCAGCUUAACGUUUUAUUAUUCAUUUUGAAGCGUUACAGUAUUAUACAACGUGUGUUAUGUUGCGUAUGCGUGUGCGUGUGCGUGCGAGUAUAUAUAUAUAUAUUGUGUGAUUAUUCAUAAUUUAUUCUUUGGCCCACGUGUCUUUUCAACUUAACGGUAGUUACGAAUAUACGGUGUUGAAAGUUCAUGCAUGUCUUAUAGUCGUGAAGUAAUAUAUUGUCUACGUAUAUUUUUGUCCACGAUGAUUAAAUUGCAAUUUUCCUUUACAAAAUAAA
Molecule: messenger RNA, 4651 nt
Organism: Priapulus caudatus
Lineage: Eukaryota; Metazoa; Priapulida; Priapulimorpha; Priapulimorphida; Priapulidae
Product: cytosolic carboxypeptidase 4-like
Exons: 20
Coding region: 206-3430 (1074 amino acids)
Biological process (GO): C-terminal protein deglutamylation; protein side chain deglutamylation; proteolysis
Molecular function (GO): zinc ion binding; metallocarboxypeptidase activity
Source: RefSeq, a predicted model, not a curated record